GAAGAAGAAGAAGAAGAAGAAGAGAGGUUGGUGAGUGGAGAUCAGCAGUCUAUGGAGGAGGGGGAGAUGAUUAUGGAAAGUAAACAGGAGGAAUCUUCUCUACAUAAGGACACAAGUGGUCUCUGUGUCCGGAACAUCUCUGAGGAACGUCUGAUGUCAUCUCCAGACUAUAACUCAAAAUCGAAUGAUGUCACUCAACACUUUCCAGGAGAAAUUGUCAUUCCUCAGAAUACACGGAGAUCGAUGGAUCCCUCUAAUCCUCAGGAGUCCUCUGAUGUAUCACAUGAUGUGACUCCAGAUAUCCAUCCAUCAAACCCCAAGGAAUCUUUCCGAAGCCAAGAAGGAGUUCACACAGGAGAGCGCUUAUUGUUAUGUUCGGUGUGCGGGAAAUCUUUCACUAAAAACAGAAACCUUCUUAGACAUCAGAGAGUUCACACGGGCGAGCGUCCCCAUUCAUGUUCAGAGUGCGGGAAAUGUUUCAUAGACAAACCACGGCUAAUUCGACACAGAAGAAGUCACACAGGGGAGCGUCCCUAUUCGUGUUCAGAGUGCGGAAAAUGCUUCACUGAGAAAGGGGACCUUCUUAGACACCAGAGAAUUCACACAGGUGAACGUCCUUUUUCGUGUCCAGAGUGCGGGAAAUGUUUUACUCGGAAAAGAAGCCUUGUCACACACAGGAAAAUUCACUCCGGGGAGCAUCCCUAUUCAUGUCCAGAGUGUGGGAAAUGUUACAUUCAGAAAGGAGACUUUCUUAGACAUCAGAAAAGUCACACUAGUAAGGGUCCUCAUUUAUGUUCAGAGUGUGGGAAAACUUUCACUCUCAAAAAAAACCUUCUUACACACCAGAAAAUUCACACGGGUGAGCGUCCCUUUUCCUGCCCCGAGUGCGGGAAAUGUUUCAUUCAGAAAGCAAGCCUUCUUACGCACCAGAGAUAUCACACCGGUGUACGCCCUUUCUCAUGUUCACAGUGCGGGAAAUGUUUCACCGAGAGAGGAAGCCUUCUUAGACACGAGAGAAUUCACACGGGUGAACAUCCCUAUUCAUGUUUAGAGUGUGGGAAAGGUUUCAAGAUUAAAGCAGAGCUUCUAAAGCAUCAGAAAAUCCACACUGGUGAACAUCCCUAUUCUUGUCCAGAGUGCGGAAAAUGUUUCCACGAGAAAGGAGAACUUAUUAAACAUCAGCGAAGUCAUACUGGUGAGGGUCCUUAUUCAUGUUCCGAGUGUGGAAAAUGUUUCUCUCUCAAAGGAAACCUUCAAACACACCAGAGAAUUCACACGGGUGAGCGUCCCUAUUCGUGUUCGGAGUGCGGGAAUUGUUUCAGUCAGAAAGCGAGCCUUCUUAGACAUCGGAGAUAUCACACAGGCGAACGUCCCUAUCCAUGUUUGGAGUGCGGGAAAUGUUUCACUGAGAAAAUAAGCCUUGUUAGACACCAGAGAACUCACACAGGUGAACGUCCCUAAUGAUGUUCACAGUGCGGGAAAUGUUUCAUUGAAAGAGCCAGACUUCUGAAACACCAGAGAAUACACACAGGCUAACAGGGCAAGGAGAACGCAAACCCUUCCUAACAGGCAUGGUAGGUAUGUCCUCCCUGGAACACUGGAGACAUAGGUAUGGAUACAUUUUGUAACCCCAUGAGACUCACAUUAUCUGGAAGGAUGGACUCAAGUAUGUCAUAAAGCACCAGAGGUGUGGCACAAAUUCUAAAGUUAUGGGGCAACAAAUGGGUAACCAUAACAAUACAUGGGGAAACAAAUAGGCAACCAUAACAAUGCUUAGGACAACAAAUAGGCAACCAUAACUACUUGGGGCAACAAAUGGGGAACCAUAACAAUACACGGGGCAACACAUGGGCAACCAUAACUACUUGGGGCAACAAAUGGGGAACCAUAACAAUACACAGGAAAAAAAAUGGGCAACCAUAGCAAUGCUUAGGACAACAAAUAGGCAACCAUAACUACUUGGGGCAACAAAUGGGGAACCAUAACAAUACACGGGGCAAUACAUGGGCAACCAUAACUACAUAGGGCAACAAAUGGGGAACCAUAACAAUACACAGGGAAAAAAAUGGGCAACCAUAACAAUGCUUAGGACAACAAAUAGGCAACCAUAACUACUUGGGGCAACAAAUGGGGAACCAUAGCAAUACACGGGGCAACACAUGGGCAACCAUAACUACUUGGGGCAACAAAUGGGGAACCAUAACAAUACACGAGGAAAAAAAUGGGCAACCAUAACUACUUGGGGCAACAAAUGGGCAACCAUAAUAAUACAUGGGGCAACAAAUUGGCAACCAAAACAAUGCAUGGAGCAAAAAAACAAGCAGCCUUAACAAUACAUGGGGCAACAAAUAGGCAACCAUAACAAUACAUGGGGCAACAUAACAAUACAUGGGUCAACAAAUGGGCAACCAUAACAAUACAUGGAGAAACAAAUGGGCAACCAAAACUACUUGGGGCAACAAAUGGGAAACCAUAACAAUACAUGGGGACACAAAUAGGUAACCAUAACAAUGCUUAGGACAACAAAUGGGCAACCAUAACUACUUGGGGCAACAAAUGGGGAACCAUAACAAUAUACACAGGGCAAAAAAUGGGCAACCAUAACUACUUGGGGCAACCAUAAUAAUACAUGGGGCAACAAAUGGGCAACCAUAACAAUACAUGGGGCAACAAAUGGGCAACAUAACAAUACAUGGGGAAACAAAUGGGCAACGAUAACUACUUGGGGCAACAAAUGUCAAACCAUAACAAUACACGGGUCAACUAAUGGGCAACCAUAACAAUACAUGGAGAAACACAUGGGCAACCAUAACUACUUGGGGCAACAAAUGGGAAACCAUAACAAUACAUGGGGAAACAAAUGUGCAACCAUAACAGUACUUGGGGCAACAAAUGGGCAGCCAUAACAAUACAUGGGGAAACAAAUGGGCAACCAUAACUACCUGGGGCAACAAAUGCGAAACCAUAACAAUACAUGGGGCAAGAAUUGGGCAACCAUAUCAGUACAUGGGGUAACAAAUGGGCAACCACAAUAAUACUUGGGGCAACAAAUGGGCAACCAUAACAAUAUAUGGGAAAACAAAUGGGCAACCAUAACAGUACUUGGGGCAACAAAUGGGCAGCCAUAACAUUACAUGGGGAAACAAAUGGGCAACCAUAACUACUUGGGGCAACAAAUGGGCAACCAUAACAAUAUUUGAGGCAGGCAUAACAGUACUUGUUGCAAAAAAUGGAUAAAAAUACGUGUGGCAACAAAUAGGCAACCAGAACAAUACAUGGGGCAACAAAUGAGCAACCAUAACAAUAUAUGGGCAACAAAUAGGCAAUCAUACAGUAACAAUACUUGGGGCAACAAAUGGGCAACCAUAACAAUACAUGGGGAAACAAAUGGGCAACCAUAACAGUACUUGUGGCAACAAAUGGACAACCAUACUUGUGGUAACAAAUAAGCAACCAUAACCAUACUUGGGGCAACAACUGGGCAACCAUACAGUAACAAUUCUUGGGGCAACAAAUGGGUAACCAUAACAAUACAUAGGGCAACAAAUGGGCGACCAUAACAAUACUUGUGGUAACAAAUGGGCGACCAUAACAAUACUUGUGGUAACAAAUGGGCAACCAUAACAAUACUUGUGGCAACAAAUGGGAAACCAUAACAAUGCAUAAGGCAACAAAUGAGCACCCAUAGUACUUGGGGCAACAAGUGGGCAAUUAUAACAAUACAAGGACAAGCAUAUAAAUACACAGACAUCAAACAAAGGCAUGGCAAAACGUAUCUAUGACAUGUACAGAAGCAUCCAGUCCAACCCAUAUUAAUCUUUCCUCAAUGGACCUCUUGUAAGUUGCUAUUGGCUGUUGCAUGUCAUUUCUAGAAGCUGGCUUUUCAUUGGUCUAGAUAAUGUAUAAUGAAUAAUAAAUGUAAAAUAUUUUUUAACUUAAUUGCACCAGAUUUGAUUUCAAAGCUCCAUUUUAUUGUAUGUUCAUUUGUUAUGCUGAUUUUCUAAAAUAAAGAAGAAUUUUUCCCUUUA
This is a messenger RNA of Rana temporaria (common frog), 4028 nucleotides long. Its product is annotated as gastrula zinc finger protein XlCGF26.1-like. The record is from RefSeq and is a predicted model, not a curated record. The transcript is spliced from 2 exons. Gene Ontology annotation, biological process: regulation of cytokine production; regulation of immune system process; negative regulation of transcription by RNA polymerase II. NCBI's taxonomy places the organism in Eukaryota, Metazoa, Chordata, Amphibia, Anura, Ranidae. Bases 52 to 1461 code for a protein of 469 amino acids.